AUGUCUGUCUACGUCAUCACUGGUACAUCAAGGGGCAUCGGGUUCGAGUUCCUGAAGCAGUUCUCGGAGGACCCCAAGAACCUGGUCAUCGGCCUGGUCCGCGAUAAGUCUGGCGCCGAGAAGAAGGUCAAGCAGCAGCUGGGCGACCGUGCCAAUGUCCACAUCCUCCAUGGAGACCUUACCGAUUACGCCAGCCUGAAGCAAGCUGCUGCCGACACGGCCGAUAUUGUCGGCGAGCGUGGCGUCGACUACCUGCUGGCCAGUGCCGCGUUCACGACGCUCUUUGACCAGGCCGAACAAGUCGAGGAAAUUGAUCGAGUUUCAGCCGAGCUCUACCAGAUCAACGCCACCGGCAACAUUCACCUCUUCAAGCUCUUCCUCCCUCUUGUGAUGAAGAGCAAAACCAAGAAGGUGAUCGCCAUUACUAGUGGCCAUGCAGAUCUUGAUUUGAUCAACGACCUCGACAUCGAUGUUGCCGCUCUGUACUCUGCCUCCAAGGCCGCCUUGAACGUCAUUGUGGCCAAGUUCAGUGCGCAGUACAAGAAGGACGGCGUGCUCUUCAUGAGCCUCAGUCCAGGAGUAGUGGACGUGGGUCAUUACGAAAAUGUUCCACCAGAGAAGCUGCAAUCGGCGGCGGGAUUCAUGGAGAAGAUGACCAAGUAUGCGCCUCACUUCAAGGGCCCUGUGACUCCCAGCGAGGCUGUCACAGUCAUCAGGUCGACCUUGGAGAAGAAGCGCAACAGCAGCCGGAGUAUUCGCUCCAUCACAGCCAUGGGGAAAGGCCAGAUGACAAAAGCAGAGGCCGAUUGUGCCACAUGUAGACGCCGUGCCAUCCGUUGCGAUCGUGCGAGGCCAAACUGCUCGAACUGCACCCACGCCAAGCGCAAGUGCCAGUGGUACGGUCUCAGGCUGUCCUGGCCUCGCGACAACGACCGCCGGCGAGCCAUCGUUUCCAAGCCGCCUCGGCCAGCUCACUCGGCCCCUACCAGCGCGGACCAGAUCUCCGAGGCACGGUUUGUCCACACGUCGCACUGGGAUAUCGAAUUAUACAACAACCUGGCGGCCUCCUCUGACGCACGCACCUUGCCGCUGCUGGAUGUGCCAAUCAUCUGGGACCCGUCCGAUCUGGAUAUCUCGGACCGAGAUCUACUGGACUACUUCUGCCGCACCGCGUCCUCGUCCCUCGCCACCCUCGGCCACGACGCCACCGCCCUGGGGCACACCAUAGUCCGCGUCGCCCUCGAGGCCGACACGCCCUCGGCCAGCGCCGUGCUCAAGGCGGCCCUGGCCUUCGCCUCGCUGCACCGCCACGGCUUCCAGUCGCAGGCCCUCGAGCUCAAGAUCGCGGCGCUGCGCAGCCUGGCCCGGUCGGCGGUGGCGCCGAGCCCGGGCCUGUGCCCGCGGGAGACGGUCCGCCACGUCGCGGCGGGGAUGCUGCUCUGCUCGUUCGAGGUGCACCAGUCGUCGUGCACGUCGGGCCAGUGGACCGGGUACCUCGCCGGGGUCAAGACGGUCGUCGACAGCGCGGCGUCGUCUGCCCGGGGGCUGCGCGAGGGCGACCCGGACUUGGCCGUCCUGCUGGACUGGGUGCGGUACCAUGACACGCUCGCUCGGUUUUCGCUGCUGUACUGGAGCAGGGGAGGGGCGCCUGAGCUGCCGUUGAAUCCGAGUGGGGGUCUUUUCUAUCCGCAGGUUUCCAAUCUGGGCUCGCCUAUUGUCUCUAUGCUAGAUAUGCUCUCCCAGGUAUGCGAGGUAAUAUCUAGUGUCAGCAUUCCGUCGAAAGCGAGCGACAGCGCAGAUGACUUCAAAGGGUUUCUGGAGGUGAUUGAAUGGAGGAUACGGAGUUUGUCGAUACCCAAGGCAGUGGCGGAUGACAGUGAUGCCUCGGACAAUGAGACGUUGGUGUUGCAGCUGUACCAGCUUGCGAUGCUGAUACACCUCCACCGACGAUCUGAAGGCUUGCUCGACAAUCCACUCAAGACGCAACAGUACAUCGACCAGGCCUUCGGUAUCAUACCCCGAUUGAAGUACUGCAAACAACAAUUCCCCGUUCACGUCAUUGGCUUCGAGGCGAGAACCGAUGAGCAUCGAGUGAUCAUCCUUGAUCUCAUUGCUCGAACGGAGAAGAUGAGUCUGUCGCGAUCCUUCAAUUACUGCAAGGUGAUACUACACGCUGUCUGGGCGCAGGACGACCUUGCGUAUAGGAGCAACGUCAGCUAUCAGGAGAAGUUGACAUCUUUCAACAAUGCUCCUUCCAACCUAAGCAUCGACUUAGAUACGCCGAAAGCAGUAGUGUCAGGCCUACGACCUCCUAGAGCCGCCAAAGCCCAGCGCAAUCCACCCGCCGAUGAAGCACAGCCCGCCCAGUGGCGUGACGGGGCCCAUCCACCGGAACCGCGCCGGGUCCAGCACGAGCGCGUACAGGCUGCCGCUGAACAUGGUCAUGCCGGCCGUGAACAGGCCCGCCGCGACGGGGUUGUCCUUGGCGACGACACAGGCGACCGCGUGGAUGAGCUAGACCGAUGA
Messenger RNA from Thyridium curvatum, 2526 nucleotides. RefSeq lists its product as uncharacterized. The transcript has 9 exons. The record is from RefSeq and is a predicted model, not a curated record. The coding region runs from base 1 to 2526 and encodes 841 amino acids. Gene Ontology annotation, molecular function: oxidoreductase activity, acting on the CH-OH group of donors, NAD or NADP as acceptor; DNA-binding transcription factor activity, RNA polymerase II-specific; zinc ion binding. NCBI's taxonomy places the organism in Eukaryota, Fungi, Ascomycota, Sordariomycetes, Thyridiales, Thyridiaceae. Gene Ontology annotation, biological process: regulation of DNA-templated transcription.